Molecule: messenger RNA, 2013 nt
Organism: Cynara cardunculus var. scolymus (artichoke)
Lineage: Eukaryota; Viridiplantae; Streptophyta; Magnoliopsida; Asterales; Asteraceae
Product: PHD finger protein MALE MEIOCYTE DEATH 1-like
Exons: 3
Coding region: 1-2013 (670 amino acids)
Source: RefSeq, a predicted model, not a curated record
AUGAUUGGUGGUAGUAUUAACAGUAAGAAGAGGAAGAUGAGAUCAGCAAAGUAUUAUGGAUUACAGAGUUUUCUCCAGCCUGGUUGUCCAAUUUCGCUUUCAGGUACGUUUCGAGAUAAUGUGCGAUUAUUUCUUCAGGAAUGUGGCCAGGUUGAGGAUUAUAAUGUGGAAGGAAUGCCGAUAUGGUGCACGUUUCUGGUUCAUGAAAAUAGGGGUUUUGUGCUUCCAAUGUAUACUAUUGAAGAGUGUGUUAAGAACUCUCUUCAACCACUGUGUGAUCACUGCCGAUGCUCUGGUUGGAGUCACCAUUUCGUAUCGAAGAGAAAAUACCAUUUCAUUAUCCCAAUUGAUAACGAAUGGAACAAGCCUUUAGACGAUGGUGUUCUUGAUCUUCAAACUCACAUUUUACAUGGUCUAAUCCAUUGCAACGGAUUCGGUCACCUUCUUUGUAUCAAUGGAAGCGAAGGUGGAUCGAACUUCAUUUGUGGCAGAGAAGUUAUGGAUCUUUGGGACCGAAUCUGCACAACUCUUCAUAGCAGGAAAAUAAGCGUGGUGGAUACAUCAAAGAAGCGAAAGAUGGAUCUUCGGCUUCUUUAUGGGGUAUCCUAUGGGCACACGUGGUUCGGAAGAUGGGGGUACCAGUUCUGCCAUGGAAGCUUCGGUGUGACCAAAGAUACAUACGAUCAAGCACUUCAAAUCCUAAGUUCUCUUGAACUCGAUAUUAUCGUUCAUAAUCUGCAGCAUUUCUCCGUCAAGAAGAUCAUCUGCCGAUAUAGGGAUCUAAGCGAUACAGAAUUGCUUACGAUCCGGGACCUCUUUAGAUUCAUGCUUGCACUCAAGUUCCGAACCCCAGAAAAGAAAAACAUCGAUCAACCAAAACCAAAGUUGAAUUUAACGAAAAAGGAAAAACAGGGGAGGUGCAGAAAGUUUUCGAAUUUGGCUGCGAAAUUGGACAGUCGAUGGCACGUAAGAAGGCUCGAGCAUGUUGCUAAUGUGGUCGUGGACGCUCUAAAAGAAAAGAAAGCACAAAACGGGAACGGAAAUUGCGGGAUGAGCCGGCAGGAGGUUCGAGAUACAGCCCGGCUCCACAUUGGUGACACGGGUUUGAUCGAUUAUGUGCUGAAAUCUAUGAAUAAUGUGAUCGUUGGAGGGUACGUGGUUCGUCGUGCAGUGAAUUCUUGCACGGGUGUUCUUGAGUAUUCGCUUCAAGAGAUCACAGACAGCCCGAGUCGACUCGAUCAAGAUUCGGAAGAGAUCGAUCAGGGCCGAGUCGACUCGAUGAUUACGAGAUACAACCCGAUAUCAGGGAGCGAUAUAUACAGAGAUCUGGCUUACUUGUAUCAUCAUGUUCUGUUGGAUUCCGAUUCGGAAACGGUCGAGUUUGCCAUCAGGACGGUUUUGGACAGCAAAAACUUCACGAAAGAGUGGCCAUUUAACGAUGAUGCUGAUGAAUUCUUGCGAUUUAUUUGCCGAGUGAUUCCGUUAGUUCCGACCGAGAGAAGAAACUCGGUGGGCGAGCAAUUGGUGGUCCCGCUUCAUGCCACAAUCCGCGAUCUAAAAGCGGUGGCCGAGAUCGCAAUGCGGGAUACAUAUUGUGUUAUGGAGAACCUGAAAGUGAGGGAGAUUGUGGAAUUAGAAGGUUUGGCUGAUGAUGAGGUAAUCUUCGGGACGCUCGAAUCGGGAUCGGAGAUUUCUGUGCGUGGGUCCGGGGUUGAUUUGUUGACGACUAGCGACUUGAACUACGAAGGCGGGGCUGACAACUGGGUGGUGAACUGCAAAUGUGGGGCCCAGGAUGACGACGGCGAGCGGAUGGUGGCAUGCGAUCUUUGCGAGGUUUGGCAGCAUACACGGUGCAGUGGUAUCGACGAUUCCGAGGCGGUCCCGCCGCUUUUCAUGUGUUACAGGUGUUGCGAUUCUAUUGGUCCGCAGAAGUACCCAAAACAGAUCGAUAGCUUCACGGACUGGAUGAUGGUACCGAUUGUCGGAAACACGCAUAUCGAUUUGUUUAACUAG